Molecule: messenger RNA, 4200 nt
Organism: Ciona intestinalis (vase tunicate)
Lineage: Eukaryota; Metazoa; Chordata; Ascidiacea; Phlebobranchia; Cionidae
Source: RefSeq, a predicted model, not a curated record
GUUGUUCUAAGUCUGUGUAAGGUAUUAAAAAUGGAUUUUAUCCGUAACUUUUUGAUUUUGUUGCCGCUGUUUGUCGCUGCUCAAAAUGGAACAGUUUAUGAUGGAGCGGUAUAUUGUACUGGAUACGAUACUGAUGCAGCCAACUGUACGUGCCCAGCUUCUAGGUUCACAUGUGCCUGCGAAAACGACACAAGUCCCGCUUGCCACGCGUCAGAUAAAUGUAUCCCCCUUGAACACGUGUGUGACGGCUCUAAUGACUGCCCUUUGGGAAACGACGAAGAAAAUUGCGACUGUGACCCAAAUGAAGUUAGAUGCGGAUGUAUAUUUGACCACGAUACUUGUAACGGUGAAGGAAGAUGCAUUUAUUUAAAUGAUGUGUUGGACUCAAUAGACGACUGUGAAGACGGAAGUGAUGAGAUUUGUAAAACUGGAAACACUAUAAAUUCGAAUGGAUGUGGUUAUCGUUUCUCUCAGUGCAAAACUGAGUAUCUUAGGGACCAGGCGUUAAAGUUUUUUAGGAGGCUAAAUGUAACAGCAAACUGCUGGCCGUUGGAUAUCUGGAAUGCGAAAAACUCGACUACUGAACGUCAGUGGAGAUGCGUUUUCUCUGAUCUAGUUCACACUCCUGAUCACUGUUUGCCGGCGAUUGCACAUUUUAAUUCACUGUUAAUGUGCGAUAAUGGUAAACUGGAUAAACCUAGAGAAACAUGCAACUAUCAUAGACAUUGUCGUAAUGAUAUGUUGGGAAAUGCAUUGGGGUUUCGAUGUAAGCCUAAAGCAAAGUAUUCCUGCAUCCGGGAAGACCUUUAUGUCCCACAAAGUAACUUAUACGAUUCAGACAUCAAUUGCUCGGAUAAUUCCGAUGAAUGUUUCGUUGAUGGUAAGUUGAAAUGUUUCCAAUGCUUGGAUAAAAAACUGAUAAUCUCAACUAAACAAGUUUGUGACGGAAUGAUUGAUUGCUAUGACGUGUCCGAUGAAUGCUUGUGCGAGAACCAGACCGUUUGUGAAAAUGUUCGUGAUCAUAAACACGAAAUUUGCCCCAAUGGUAAGCUAUAUUGCUCCGAAGAAAUCGGUUGUUUGGAUUUCAUGAACUUUACUGCGGUUUAUAAUUCUUGUGUGCAAAACUACACCACGAAUGCUUACAGGCGAAAAUAUAGGUUUGAACAAAUACUGUGCCCCGGAACGAAUUUCUACGGUUUUAUGUGCGAUGGGGUAAUAGAGUGUCCAGGAUUUGAGGACGAAUGCAGCUGCGAAGAAAAAUAUUCCAUUUGCGACGAACAGCAGUCGUGCUGGAUCCAGAGGCCUAAUUCCGUUUAUAGUAUCCGCUUUUGUGACGGUUUACCGUCACAGCCAUACAUAUACAUGGACAGCUUUGCGGAAAAAAUCGACUUGGACGAAAUCACAAACGAAACUCUGCCGGGAAACCUGUAUGAUUUUUUUAAAGACAUAACGUCAAACCCAAUGAAUCAAAAUAUGACUCCGUGUGCGUUUGGCUACGACGAGGUCAACUGCUCGAGCCGCCAUUACUGCAGGCAAGGAGAAUCUGUUAGCAUUGAUUUGUCGCGUACAUGUGACGGAGUUGUCGAUUGCGAGGAUUGGUCAGACGAGGAAAUAACCUUGUGUGAAUCUAAGAGGUUUUAUUGCGUAAACAAAACCCCGCUUUCUGUCGAUCGUCGUUUGGUUGAAGAUGGUAUCAAAGACUGUACAGAUGGAAGCGACGAAUGCCCAGUGAACAGCAACAAAUCAACCAUUUUUUCGUCCCAGUUUGAAAUGAUUGCGAACCCCAUUAUAAGAGCAGCGUUCUGGGUCAUGGGGUCAGCCGCAAUUGUGGGGAAUCUUUCAGUAUUCUGCUACUCGAUCAAACAACUAGUGACGACCAAAUACAAAAAUAGAGUUCAGAUGUCGAACGAUUGGUUUAUUUUGAACUUAUCAGCUGCGGAUUUUUUGAUGGGGAUUUACUUGAUUACAAUCAGUAUCAAAGGCGUUCAUUUUUCUGGCAGUUAUUGCUAUAAUGACCUUGAAUGGAGAACAAGUAAGCUGUGCAACACUCUUGGCGUCUUCGUAAUCCUGUCUACUCAAACGUCCUUGUUUGUAAUGUGUAUAAUGACCACCUUUCGGUUAAUGGGUGUUAUAUGUCCAAUUAAGCUACGAAACGUAAAGUUUCGUUUUUCAGCCCUCUCAACGGCAAUGGCCUGGAUUACUGCAACGGUAAUUGCUAUUGUACCGGUGCUAGAUUUAUCGUCAGGGUAUUUUGUAACUGGAGUUUGGUACCCAAACAAUUUCCACAAGACCAGAGUUGUGAACAAAUCAAAUAUGAUUAAGCUUGCCAGUCGAAUUGCUAACAGGACGCCUUCAAAUUGGACAGAUACAAGAAGAAUUAUAAGCGGAGCAUUCGAGGUUUACAAAAUCCAAGGGGAAACUGGAUACUUUAGCGACACAAGUGUUUGCAUGCCAAGGUUAUUCGCAAAAGUCUACGAGUAUACAUGGGAGUAUUCCCUUUUCCUAAUCUCCCUCAACUUUACAAUGUUCAUGUACAUUUUGGUGAGCUAUAUUUUUAUCUACAAGAAAGGAACGAAAAUGAAAUCUAAAAGUAAGGACAACGCCCGUAGCAUGCAAAGUCGAAUUUCCAGACUUAUUCUAACUGACUUUAUAUGCUGGGUGCCAAUAUGUGUCAUGGCCUAUAUUAGUUUAGCUGGAAUUGACCUUAAUAAGAUCGUGUACGCUGUAAGUGCCGGUAUCCUACUACCAGUAAACAGCGCACUCAAUCCUAUCAUUUAUUCAAAAUUUGUAGAAGACAACAUUAAGAAAGCGUUAAAGUUCGUGACUCGACCUUGCACUCGAAAAAAGGAAAACGAAUAAAAAAUUCUGUCCAAUCUUGAGUGAUACAACACCCUACACACCAUAGUGGUUCACUAUUCUUGUCAAUAAAGAAACCUAUUCAAACAUUUAAAUUGGUACUGUAUACUUUUAAAUUAGUACUGUUUACUUUACAUAUUGUACCUUGACUCUGUUAAUGAUUAAAAAUACGCAUAUAUAUACAGUAGGAUGGGGGAAGAUGGGACACACUUUAACUCUAUUUUCUCGUCCCAUAUGGUAGUAAACAAAGAACAUUCAAAGAAAUAUGAAACUAUGUCCCCAUGAGUCUCAUAGACCGUUGUUAGUUGUUUAAAACACGAUUAGGAUAUCUGGAUAUUAUGUGCUAAAGGUCUCCCAUCUUCGCCCACCCUAAUAUAUAUAUAGUUAUUUUGCGGCAAGAUAGGACACCGUAUGCACAUAUUGUCUUAAUCGUGUUUUAAAAUUAACAAGCUAUCGGAUUCGUGAGCAUACGACGUUAUAAUUCAUUGAAUGUUCUUUGUUUACUACAAAAUGGGACGAGAAAAAAUAAUGAAAACAUGUCCCAUUUUCCCCCACCCUACUAUAUAAAAUUGUUUCUAUUCAUUGCUUUCAUAUACCCUGUAUUGUCGUUUGAAAGUCGAAUUACCUGUUGUUUACCCGUCAUUCUUUCGCAGCCAUGAACAAUAAAUACUGCAAAAUAAAUUGCUGAUUUUCCAUUAAGAACGUGUUACAGGCAUAAUGCUGUCUAUGAUUGAAUAAAACUUAUUUAUAUGUUCUCGCGUGGCAGGACAACAGUUAUAAUAUAGGUGUUCCGUUUCAUUUUUUCUUUUUUUUUUAUCAAGUAAUUUCCUUAAGAUUCUGCAAAUAAAUUACAAAAGUGUUGCAACUAGUAAACAAACAACAACAAAAUAUACAUCUAGUUAUGGUCAUAAAUUUCAACUAAAACUGUCAUUUGCUUUGUUGUUGUUUUGUAGAACGGCAGCAACAUCAGUUCAAAUCACUUGAAGUCGUCUGGUAGGUCAUAUGAUCUUACUAAAGUGCGGUUCAGUAAAUCACCAGGGCGACUGAUGCAAUCACAAGUAUAAGUGCAAAUUUCCAAUGGCAGGGCACAAAUUAUAUUGUACAGUACGGUAUGAAUAGAUUUGAUUUGGUCAGGUUGUAAAAUCAGCUGUUUCUAACAAUUAUUGUAAUAUGUAGUAGGGUUGGAGAAGAUGGGACACCUUUUCUUUCAAUUUUCUCGUCCAAUAUGGUGGGAAGCAUAUGAAACUUAAAGAAUUAUGGAACCUUAUCCCUACGACUCCCAUAUACCGAUGUUAAGUAUAUAAAACACGAUCAGGAUGUUUGGGUAUCAUGUGCUAAAGAUGU